This is a messenger RNA of Lottia gigantea (owl limpet), 495 nucleotides long. RefSeq lists its product as hypothetical. The record is from RefSeq and is a predicted model, not a curated record. Lineage: Eukaryota; Metazoa; Mollusca; Gastropoda; Lottiidae. The transcript has a single exon. Bases 1 to 495 code for a protein of 164 amino acids.
AUGUAUCAAAGAAAUAUUGCAGAGCAUCGUAGAAAUAUCACAAAGCAUCGUAGAAAUAUUACAAAGCAUCGUAGAAAUAUUACAAAGCAUCGUAGAAAUAUUACAAAGCAUCGUAGAAAUAUUACAAAGCAUCGUAGAAAUAUCACAAAGCAUUGUAGAAAUAUUACAAAGCAUCGUAGAAAUAUUACAAAGCAUCGUAGAAAUAUUACAAAGCAUCGUAGAAAUAUCACAAAGCAUCGUAGAAAUAUCACAAAGCAUCGUAGAAAUAUUACAAAGCAUCGUAGGAAUAUUACAAAGCAUCGUACAAAUAUUACAAAGCAUCGUACAAAUAUUACAAACCAUCGUAAAAAUAUUACAAAGCAUCGUAGAAAUAUUACAGAGCAUUGUAGAAAUAUCAAAAAGUAUCGUGGAAAUAUUACAAAGCAUCAUGGAAAUAUUACAAAGUAUCAUGGAAAUAUUACAAAGUAUGAUGGAAAUAUUACAAAGUAUCAUUGA